Molecule: messenger RNA, 420 nt
Organism: Strongylus vulgaris
Lineage: Eukaryota; Metazoa; Nematoda; Chromadorea; Rhabditida; Strongylidae
Source: the annotation of a GenBank genome assembly
AUGGGUAAGAUCCUGCAAACACAUCCGAAAGCUGUACAAGCCCACAAAGACAUUGUCCUGCGAUGUUUGGACGACAAGGAUGAGAGUAUACGAUUGAGGUACAUCUCUGUUUUGGUGGAACUAACUAAAGUUGAAGGCACAAAACAUGGUGCCAAAAUUGCUGAACAGAUCCAAGACGUUACGGUUGAGAAUGCACAUGUUCUUUUGGCUGGAAGUGCACAACAACGAAAUAACAUCUCUGAGGUCCUGCUAGCAGCUGCAUGGAUCUGUGGAGAGUAUAGCCAGCACGUCCGAAAUGUUCAAUCAGUACUGGAGUCAAUGCUGAGAGCUCGAACAUCGGUCAUGUCUGGCCACAUAUUAUCGGUUUAUGUACAAAAUAUCGGAAAACUGUAUAGCACUCUACUAUCGAAGGCUGAAGAG